GACAAAAUGACUGUCAUAUCUAAUUUGAUGUUGGUAAUUGUUGUACUGUGUGUUGUUUCUUUACAAGUCGCCAGUCCUAAACCUAAUUUACGCACCAGAAAAGCUGUUGACGCAGGAAAAGAAGAUUGUUAUAAUAUUACAAAAGACAAAUGGUUGUAUUAUGAGUAUUUGAAGCUAAAUUUGGUUAAAACCGAAGAUGAAUGCAAACCAUUAUGUGAGAAGAAUAACAAAUGUAGCACAUUUUGGUUACAGAGAUAUGAUAUUAGUGAAGACAUAAAAUUCUUCUGUGUUCUGCAACAAAAACCAAUUAUCUUUGUGGCAGAAGAUAUGAACGUGGAGGAGUGUAAACAGAAUUGUGCGGCGAUGAAGGAAUGCAAAACACUUAUGAAUUAUAGAAGGUCCUGUUAUUUGUAUGACAUUGAAUACAGUAAUAUACCUGCUGAUAAAUUUAAACAAGACACUGGUUCUAUAGUAGCACAGAAAACUUGUUAGAGCUAUAGGAAUAUUGAGAUAUGACCAAACCCUUAAACACUUUACCCUACACUCUCUAUAUUAUACCAGUAGUGACAGUUUAAUAAGUUUUCAAACUCUAACUAAAAUUGGCAUAUCUUAUUGUGGGACUUUGCUUUCAGCAAAGUCCCAGUUUGUUAUCGAAAUGUCCAUUCUUUUUUUUUU
Messenger RNA from Lottia gigantea (owl limpet), 675 nucleotides. RefSeq lists its product as hypothetical. The record is from RefSeq and is a predicted model, not a curated record. Bases 7 to 492 code for a protein of 161 amino acids. The transcript has 2 exons. Lineage: Eukaryota; Metazoa; Mollusca; Gastropoda; Lottiidae.